CGGAACCACUAAGCCCUUGGUAAGUGGACGCUAGGAUCAGGGACUUUCCAGUUUACAACUGUUCGAGCUCUCUCUGUCUAGAGAGAUCGCAGCAUUGAAAUCUUUGUAAACCUUGGCACCCGUGAUUGCUUUCAGAGAGACAAGAAAUGCCAGGAUUUGUAUGGUUACAGUGCUUUAAAUAAACUACGAGCUUUGUUCAAGACUCAUGAAAUAACCCCCAGAUUCUAGCGAGAUUCUGAUUCUGUGGUGCGUUGGUCCGUCCAUGGUGUUAAAAUAUAUGAUCUCCGCGGCUUGUUUGUGUCCCUGCAUUUAAACAGAGGGGGCUCUCCGUGCUGUGCAGCAGUCCAACUCGGACUCACUCAGUGGAAGUAGUUCGUCGGUUUCAGCAAGCUUGUGGUCGGCUACUGGGAGAGAAACACAUCGGCUGGUUAAAACGAACAGUCAUGAUCCCAUUGCUAGAUUAGACGAUACACCACCAACACCGGUUUGUAAAAUGAUAGACAGAAGGGGAGAAAGAUAAAGAAGUCGCCCACAUGCGCUGGAUCAAUCUAAGGAUUUGGGAACGGAAUACGAAGGUGGUGGAGGACAACUGUUUGAAAUCUUUGCAGACUGGAAGAUGGCGGGUUGGAUCUGGAAGUGGUGAUAGCGAAACUUCGGGGGUUUUUGGGUUUAUUUGUAAAAAUCUCGACCCAAACAGGACACAUGCAGGCCAAAAAACGCUAUUUAAUCUUGCUGUCCGCCGGCGUCUGUCUGAUUCUACUGUUCUACUUUGGAGGCUUGCAAGUUCGAGCUAGGAGGAGGACUCCGAACCGGCGUGAGGAUCAUAGCAGAAAUGUUUUUCAUUCGGGUCCGGAUCAGACCUGGCCGCAUUUUUCAGACCAUUUACAACCAUUUAUACCUUGGGAUCAAUUGGAAAACGAGGAUUACAACGUGCACAUAUCUCCAAAACAGAAAAGGGACGCGAAUUCAAGCAUUUACAAAGGUAAACGGUGUCGCAUGGAGUCAUGCUUUGAUUUCUCAAUCUGCAAGAAAAACGGCUUUAAAGUAUACACAUAUCCUCAACAAAAGGGGGAGAAAAUCUCGGAAAGUUACCAAAAUAUCUUGUCAGCGAUCGAGACAUCCAGGUUCUACACAUCAGACCCCAGCCAAGCCUGUCUGUUUGUCCUAAGUUUGGAUACUUUGGACAGAGACCAGCUCUCUCCUCAGUACGUCCAUAGCUUGAAAACAAAAGUCCAAAACCUCCCCCUAUGGAACAAUGGUAGAAAUCACUUAAUUUUUAAUUUAUAUUCGGGCACAUGGCCCGAUUACACAGAAGACUUGGGAUUUGAUAUCGGCCAGGCCAUGUUAGCAAAAGCUAGCAUCGGGACCGAAAACUUUAGACCUAAUUUUGAUGUUUCUAUCCCGUUAUUUUCUAAAGAUCACCCCAGGACAGGUGGAGACAGGGGUUAUUUAAAGUUUAAUACAGUCCCACCUUUUAGGAAAUACAUGCUGGUGUUCAAAGGGAAGCGAUAUUUGACUGGGAUCGGGUCAGACACUAGGAAUGCCUUAUACCAUGUACACAAUGCGGAGGAUGUAGUCCUACUGACUACCUGCAAACAUGGCAAAGACUGGCAAAAGCACAAGGACGCCCGUUGCGAUAAAGACAACGCAGAAUAUGACAAAUAUGAUUAUCGAGAAAUGCUGCACAACGCUACUUUCUGUUUGGCUCCUCGAGGGCGCAGGCUGGGUUCCUUCCGGUUCCUGGAAGCAUUGCAGGCUGCCUGUGUCCCUGUUAUGCUCAGUAACGGAUGGGAGCUGCCUUUCUCAGAAGUAAUCGAUUGGAACACAGCUGCUGUCAUUGGAGAUGAAAGAUUGUUAUUGCAGAUCCCGUCAACAGUCAGGUCCAUUCAUCAGGACAAAAUCCUAGCACUUAGACAGCAAACACAGUUCUUGUGGGAGGCGUAUUUCUCUUCAGUGGAGAAGAUUGUAUUGACUACUUUAGAGAUCAUUCAGGAUAGAAUUUUCAAGCACAUAUCACGCAACAGUUUACUCUGGAACAGCCACCCAGGGGCACUGUUUGCAUUGCCACAGUAUUCUGCAUAUCUUGGAGAUUUCCCUUUCUACUAUGCAGGUCUUGGAAUCAAACCUUCUACCAAGUUUACUGCAGUGAUCCAUGCAGUCACUCCGCUGGUUUCUCAGUCACAGCCAAUUCUGAAACUCCUUGUAGCUGUGUCCAAGUCCCAGUACUGUGCACAGAUUAUUGUUUUGUGGAACUGUGACAAGCCCUUGCCAGCCAAACACCGCUGGCCACCUACAUCUGUGCCUGUCAUAGUGAUAGAAGGCGAGAACAAGAUCAUGGGCAGUCGCUUUCAGCCUUAUGACACUAUACUCACUGAUGCUGUACUGAGCCUUGAUGAGGACACAGUACUGUCAACCACAGAGGUGGAUUUUGCCUUUACAGUGUGGCAGAGUUUUCCAGAGAGGAUUGUGGGAUACCCUGCCCGGAGUCACUUCUGGGACAGCAACAAGGAGAGGUGGGGAUAUACCUCGAAGUGGACUAAUGACUAUUCUAUGAUAUUGACCGGAGCUGCUAUAUACCACAGAUAUUAUCACUACUUGUACACAAAUUACCUGCCUGCUAGCCUGAAGAAUAUGGUGGAUCAACUGGCUAACUGUGAGGACAUCCUGAUGAAUUUCCUUGUGUCAGCAGUCACCAAGCUGCCUCCUAUUAAAGUCACACAAAAGAAGCAGUACAAGGAGACCAUGAUGGGACAGUCCUCCCGUGCCUCUCGCUGGGCUGAUCCGGACCACUUUGCUCAGCGGCAGACCUGCAUGAACAAAUUUGCCAACUGGUUUGGCACCAUGCCUCUCAUCCACUCUCAGAUGAGGCUGGACCCAGUCCUUUUCAAGGACCAGGUCUCCAUUCUCCGUAAAAAGUAUCGGGACAUUGAGCGACUCUAACAAACACUGUGCUGAGCUGGGCUGGGGAACAGAGAUCAGUUCAUCGUCUCAGCCCUUCAAUUUGCAGCACACCCACAAUGUUUCAAACCAGGAGGAAUAACUGCACAUGAAAUCACAAGACUCCUGGCUAGGAACUCUUUCUAUAUACUGUUAUUACACAGGUAUCCUGCAGCAUUGCACAGGCUAGAAGUGGUUCGACUACUGGGAUACAAAUUAAAGAACGAUCUCCACCCACCUCUGUUUUCAGCUGUGCAGAUUUGUAUUGUUUUAUGAUCAAGGUUACAGAGAGAGGAGCCCCCCCCCCCACCCCUCAGCUACUGCUGUUCAUAUCAAAGCAUGAGACAUAAGACCAAGGUCCUAUUGGAAGUGACUCUGCAGCAGCGGUUGUGAUGCACAGUUCACUCCCUGGUCUCUGUAAGUCGCUUUGGAUAAAAGCGUCUGCUAAAUGACUAAUAAUAAUAAAAACACAACAUAUUUGAGAUUAGCAGAAAGCAAACUAAAGUGAGGCGUGAAAUGACAAAAGAAAGGAUGAAGGUUAUUUAAAAAAAAACUUUUACUUGCUUUUCAGUAUAGGACUUUGUCCCCCUUUUAUUAAAUAACCCUUCAAGGGUUCAAUAAUACCCUGAUUUAAGUUCAUUAGAACAACGCAGAAGACGGAGUAGGGAAAUGCUGUUUGUUACAUCACAUAGGAUAUUUCAUUUUUUGACCACUUGUCCUUGAGAGAAGCAGUGGGUGUAAUAUAUUAAAGGUUCUGUUGCUAAAAGGGAUUGCUAAAAGAAAUUGCUCUUUGAUUAAAGAGCCUGAUGGUUUUAAUUUUGUAUUUUUUUUUAAUAUAUAUAUGUUUUAUUGUUCGACAGCCCGCAGGUACCAGGGAAACACGAUUCGUACAAAAUAAGAAAGGAAAGGUUUGACAAUUCAGGGCAAUAAUGUAUUUUUUAAGGUGGUGUUUUAUUAUUACUGUAGGAAGAUCUAAUAGCACAAUUUUUUAAUUUUAACCUCUUUUUGUUACUUUUAAAAUAAAACCCUCUUUUGAGGGGUAUUUAUAUGCUGUUAUUCUGAAGCAAUACCCUGCUAUUCUUUAGCUAACUGAGAUGCAAUACACCUUCUAAACUUCAGCCCUCUGACUGCUGCUUGCAGGCAAUUUUAGUGAAAAAAAAAAAGCUUUUUACCUAAUAAGCCAAGUUAGUAUUUUGAUGUGAACAUGCUGAGAUUUAGAGGGUGUGCUACAGGGCCACCAAAUACAAAACCAGCAGUCUGUAACAAGAGUAUAAAAAAUAUGCAGUGUUCUGUAUCAUUCUUUGGAUCUUGACCAUAGAGGGGUUUAUCUCAGUGAAGGAUCUUAAGUUGGGGGGCUUUGCUCUUAUCUACUGCUUAUUGGGGUGUAUACAAUAUGAUAUCAAGAAAUAAUAUGUAAAAUCAAAGUAGUUUUGAAUCCGUUAUUCUCAUUGGUAAAGUUAGAAAUAAAACACAUAGUAAGAUGUGGGCUAGACUUGCAUAAACUAGUAGUUACAAAUAAGUCCUUGCACCAGUUUCAGAUGCUGGUGGUAGGUUAAGUAACAAAGAUACUAUCAGUACACAUGCAACCCACUAGAACUUAUCAUUGUUUUCUAUGAACAGAUUCACUAAAGCAAAUAAUGCAUUCAUAAGGGAUACCCACUGUGUGCUUUUACUUGUCCUGUUCUUUUGGAAUACAUUUUAAAGCCUGACCACCAUUUGUUGCCCUAAAGGUUUCCAUCCUUAAGGAUGCCAUUAUUAUUAUUAUUUGUUUAUUUAGCAGACUUCUUCAUCCAAGACAACUUAGCGACUAGGGUGUGUGAACUAUGCUGCAGUCACUUACAACAACAUCUCAACUGAAAGACAGAGCACAAGGAGAUUA
Messenger RNA from Polyodon spathula (Mississippi paddlefish), 4816 nucleotides. RefSeq names its product exostosin-1. The coding region runs from base 703 to 2940 and encodes 745 amino acids. Gene Ontology annotation, cellular component: membrane. The record is from RefSeq and is a predicted model, not a curated record. Gene Ontology annotation, molecular function: glycosyltransferase activity. Lineage: Eukaryota; Metazoa; Chordata; Actinopteri; Acipenseriformes; Polyodontidae. The transcript has 11 exons.